GUGGUUCAUCGUGAUCCCGCCGUGGAGAUCUCUGGACGCUCAUUCUCUCUCGUGCACACUUCUUCGUUAUCUAUGUGCUGUGUGCCACCGGCAGUUCUCUCUAUCUCGUGCUAUCCCCUCUUCUGCGCGUUUCCAGAAUGAGCGAUUGAGAUAUAGUGAGCAGGGAGACUGAGAGGGCGCUAGCUGAGCCGGCGGAGGGAGAGACUGAUAAAUAUAUUCAAAUUGAUACCUGGAGGCGAUUUUCUUUGUGUUGAUUCUGUAUUUCUAAAUCCCCCGUGUCGAUUAGAGGAGUGCCUGCCUGGCAAUUGGGUUCUAUGGGAUUUGAAGGAGGCUGUUUGGUUUAAUCGAAUACUCGUUCUCAUUUGAAUUACCAGACAUUUGUGGCUUGGUGGUUUAGAUGGCAAGGGUAAGAGAUAGAACAGAGGAUUUCAAAGAUGCUGUACGACAGAGUGCUCGCUCUUUGGGGUAUGAUGAGGCCAAAUUGGCAUCAGUCAUGGCUUCUUUUAUCAUUCACAAACCUCGGCAAAGGUCACCAUUUACUAAAGCGGCACUGAAGACGCUUGAGAGUAUUGGAGAAUUGGACCAGUUCUUGUUGAAGCACAGAAAGGAUUAUACAGAUCUGCACCGCACAACUGAACAGGAGAGAGAUAGCAUAGAACAUGAAGUCAGUACUUUUAUUAAAACUUGCCAACAGCAAAUUGAUGUUCUAAAAAACAGUAUUAAUGAUGAAGAGGCGAACUCAAAAGGCUGGCUUGGCAUUGCAGCUGCGAAGUCUAAUGUGGACACUAUAGCCCACAAACACGGGGUGGUUCUAAUUCUGAGUGAGAGACUCCAUUCCGUAACUGCUCAGUUUGAUCAGCUCAGAGCUGUGCGCUUCCAGGAUGCUAUUAAUAGAGCUAUACCACGAAGAAAACUUAACCGUAUGACCAAAAAGGAUUCUGCAGAAGCUUCAAACUCAGGCAGUAUGGAGCUCAGAGAACCUGAUGAAUCACGCAAUGAACCUCUAAGAGUCCAACAGCAACUCUUGGAUGAUGAAACACGUGCUCUUCAGGUGGAAUUGACUAGUCUUCUAGAUGCAGUUCAAGAGACUGAAACAAAGAUGGUGGAAAUGUCUGCACUGAAUCACUUAUUAUCGACCCAUGUUCUGCAACAAGCUCAGCAAAUUGAGCUCCUAUAUGACCAGGCUGUUGAAGCCACCAAGAAUGUGGAGCUUGGUAACAAAGAACUGUCCCAGGCCAUUCAGCGGAAUAGCAGCAGCAGAACAUUUCUUUUGUUGUUUCUUUUUGUACUUACUUUUUCUGUCCUCUUUCUUGAUUGGUACAGCUGAGCACAUUGCAUUUUUCCUUAGUAAUGUUAUUUUCACAGCACUUGCUUUA
This is a messenger RNA of Neltuma alba, 1376 nucleotides long. RefSeq names its product syntaxin-81-like. NCBI's taxonomy places the organism in Eukaryota, Viridiplantae, Streptophyta, Magnoliopsida, Fabales, Fabaceae. Gene Ontology annotation, biological process: retrograde vesicle-mediated transport, Golgi to endoplasmic reticulum. Gene Ontology annotation, cellular component: membrane; SNARE complex; endoplasmic reticulum. The coding region runs from base 398 to 1327 and encodes 309 amino acids. The transcript has 8 exons. The record is from RefSeq and is a predicted model, not a curated record.